AUGACUGUUGCAUUGCUUGCAAGGAACAAGAUACAAUUUGUGAAUCGAAAACUCAGUCAACCUGAUGAAGAUUAUGAAGACUAUGAUGCCUGGAAUCGAUGCAACUGCCUUGUUGUCUCGUGGUUACUUCACUCAAUUUCACAAGAAAUCUGUGAAAGUAUCAUGUAUAUGGAUGUUGCAGCUGACAUUUGGGAUGAUCUUCAAGAAAGGUUCAGACAGAGGAACGCUCCAAGGAUUUUCCAAGCUAAAAGAUCGAUGCAGCUGCUGAAUCAAGGUGCUAUGGAUGUUACUACCUAUUUCACUCGAAGAAAAGCCCUAUGGGACUUAAUUCAAGAAUAUAGACCACUGCCUCCUUGUCAAUGUGGUGCUAUGAAGAUCAUACAAGGAUAUCAAGAGGAAGACAAAGUUCUUGAGAUUUUGAUAGGAUUAAAUGAGUCCAACAGCAAUGUAAGAUCUCGGAUUCUAAUGCAAGAACCACCUUCUGUGAUCAACAGAGCUUAUGCUUCUGUUAUACAAGAAGAAAGACAAAGAGAGAUUUGUUUUACCAAUGCUGAAACCAGCAAAGAUACUAAUACUCCUACUGCUGGAAGUUCGAAUGACUAG
Cannabis sativa is the source of this 603-nucleotide messenger RNA. RefSeq lists its product as uncharacterized. The record is from RefSeq and is a predicted model, not a curated record. Lineage: Eukaryota; Viridiplantae; Streptophyta; Magnoliopsida; Rosales; Cannabaceae. Bases 1 to 603 code for a protein of 200 amino acids. The transcript has a single exon.